Messenger RNA from Indicator indicator, 1497 nucleotides. RefSeq names its product ubiquitin conjugating enzyme E2 J1 (gene UBE2J1). The record is from RefSeq and is a predicted model, not a curated record. NCBI's taxonomy places the organism in Eukaryota, Metazoa, Chordata, Aves, Piciformes, Indicatoridae. Bases 1 to 960 code for a protein of 319 amino acids. The transcript has 8 exons.
AUGGAGGCCCGCUACAACCUCAAGAGUCCGGCUGUCAAGCGUUUGAUGAAGGAGGCUGCAGAACUGAAGGAUCCUACAGAUCAUUAUCAUGCACAGCCUUUGGAGGAUAAUCUUUUUGAAUGGCACUUUACUGUUAGAGGCCCUCCAGAUUCAGAUUUCGAUGGAGGGAUUUAUCACGGGCGAAUCGUGCUACCACCUGAGUAUCCCAUGAAACCCCCCAGCAUUAUUUUGCUGACGGCCAAUGGCAGGUUUGAAGUGGGGAAGAAAAUUUGUUUAAGCAUCUCAGGGCAUCAUCCUGAAACGUGGCAGCCUUCAUGGAGUAUAAGAACAGCUUUACUGGCCAUUAUUGGAUUUAUGCCAACCAAAGGUGAAGGAGCAAUAGGAUCUCUAGAUUAUACACCUGAAGAAAGAAGAGCUCUUGCAAAGAAGUCACAAGACUUCUGUUGUGAAAUCUGUGGCACAUCUAUGAAGACAGCCCUCUUACCACUGACAUCCGGAAGCGUGUCAAGCCAAGCAGAUAAGGAGGCUAAAGAACUUGCCAGACAAAUUAGCUUCAAGGCAGAAGUCAAUUCAUCCAGGAAGUCUGACGUUGGACCCUCAAACGUGUCAGGAUUGAACCACUCUGGGACUUCCCGUGAGCCCCAGCGGGAUGGUGCAGCUAGAAAACUGCAGGAUCCAACAAGCACAACGCCUGAGACUCAGACUAGCAGUGCAGCAGCUGGUCAAGAGCGUGCUACGCCCGUGUCCACUAACACAUCCAUGAGUCCUCGGCAGCGCCGUGCCCAGCAGCAGAGUCAGAGACGGGCUCCUUCCUCAGCUGACUUCAAUCGGGUACAGCAGCCAAGAGUCAACAUGAAUCACACUGGAUCAACUGUUCUGAUUGUCCUUUUGACUUUUGCAUUGGCAGCUCUUAUAUUUCGUAGAAUAUAUUUGGCUAAUGAGUAUAUUUUUGAGUUAUAAGGUUGUCUGUCAGUCAUAACAAGCGGUGACUGGAGUGCUUCACUGAGCGUUCUGUAUUGGGUAUGACGUGAGAACUGUUUACAAAGAUUACUUUUUGUAUUUAUGCUUAAAUCCUUAUGAAUGUUCAUGUACCUACAUGUAGAAUACUUGUGAGAAAAGCAAAGCUGGUCAUGUAGCUAUGACAAGGGUUAAUUGAGUAUUCACUGGAUGCUUGGAAAAACAGUCCAGUGGAAUAGCACCAAUAAGGCAUGUGGAGGGGAGUCAAUUUGAGUAAUUGAUCAACUAGGAAAAAGACAGUUUUUAAAGUGUCCAACUCACUUUUUUUAAUGGAAUGUAAAUGCAGUUAAUCACCCCCUCUAAGUUAGUGUAAGGUUUGGCGCUGGAGAAGGAACUAUAAACUGAAACACUACUGUGUGUUUGUGUCCAGUGAACUCUAAUUUAGAGGGGAUAGAGUUUUGUAACCACUUCUUAUUUACCAUGAUGCAUUUUUAGAGGGGGAACACACACAAAGGGGUUGUGACACUGCUUUGGGUAUGU